AUGCUGCAUGGUCUCUGCCGCCUCAAGCAUGUCUCUGCAACAUGUUCGACAUCCGCCUCCUUGUCGAUUGUACGGCGCAGUCUCUUAACACUCGCGAUCGAAUCCUCCUGCGAUGACACUUGCGUGUCACUUCUCUCAAAGCACACCGCCCUUAGUGGCUCGUACUCUACAAGAGCCAGCCUACACUUCAACGAGAAGGUUACGGCCGAAAACACUGGCAAGGGCGGUAUUGUCCCCGUCGAAGCACUGAAGAGCCAUGACACGCAUCUCGCAAAGCUUGUCGAGAAGUCUUUAGCGUCGCUGCCAGAGGCUCCUGAUGCUUCGCCCGGUUUCAAGAAGCUCUGGCUUCGAGAUGGCAGCUUGAAAGAAAAGCCGGACUUUAUAUCCGUGACACGCGGGCCCGGAAUGCCAGUCAAUCUGGCCGUUGGUUUGAAUGCUGCCAAAGGUCUCGCUGCAGCAUGGCAGAUCCCGAUGGUUGGAGUUCAUCACAUGCAAGCACAUGCCCUCACACCAAGACUGGUCAACGCGAUGGUGAAAAGUGAACAGCGCGACACAGAUACCUUGAGGCCAGAAUUUCCAUUCUUGACGCUGUUGGUCAGUGGCGGUCAUACAAUGCUUCUCUACUCGAAAGGGCUAGUGGAGCAUGAAAUACUAGCCACAACCUCAGACAUUGCAAUCGGGGACGAACUGGACAAAUGUGGCCGUCUCAUUUUGCCCAAGGAAUUGCAGGAGGACACACCUGACACAUCCUAUGGCAAGUAUCUUUCGGCAUAUGCUUUUAGAAGUGAGGACGACUAUGCUGCAUGGGAAAUCCCUCGAACUCGUCGUGAAGAGGUAGACAGGCCACUGAACAAAUAUGGAUGGAAUCUGGUCACUCCUAUGUCCAAGAAUAGGAGGUUGGAAUUCAGCUUUGCGGCAAUUGCCAGUCAGAUUAAAAGUUUGGUGCUUGACCGCCAAAAUGGAAUUACCAGCAUGGGGAUGAUGGACGACGAGGAGCGUGUCCUGCUCGCUCAGGCAGCCCUGGGCACAGCCUUCGAGCAUCUGGGCUCUCGAACCAUUAUGGCACUGGAGAAGCUCCAAGAGCAAGGCGUGCAAAUUCCGACACUGGUGGUGAGCGGAGGUGUCGCUGCGAACAAUUUCCUACGCCACUAUCUACGACGUCUGCUAGAUCUACGAUCCUUUGAAGAUGUGAACCUGGUAUUCCCGCCUGUGGAGCUAUGCACCGACAAUGCGGCUAUGAUUGCAUGGGCCGGGAUGGAGAUGUUUGAAGCCGGAUAUCGAACAGACUUAGGAUGUACUCCAGUCAGGAAGUGGAGCAUGGACAGUGAAUGUGAGGAAGGAGGCAUAUUAGGCAUUGGUGGAUGGAUUAGGUCGGAUGGCUCCUAUAUUGCAGAAUGA
Messenger RNA from Capronia epimyces CBS 606.96, 1398 nucleotides. RefSeq lists its product as uncharacterized. Gene Ontology annotation, cellular component: mitochondrion. Gene Ontology annotation, biological process: mitochondrial tRNA threonylcarbamoyladenosine modification. The transcript has a single exon. Bases 1 to 1398 code for a protein of 465 amino acids. The record is from RefSeq and is a predicted model, not a curated record. Lineage: Eukaryota; Fungi; Ascomycota; Eurotiomycetes; Chaetothyriales; Herpotrichiellaceae.